This is a messenger RNA of Bubalus bubalis (water buffalo), 902 nucleotides long. It is a transcript of the gene PHOSPHO2, whose product is annotated as phosphatase, orphan 2. Gene Ontology annotation, molecular function: phosphatase activity. NCBI's taxonomy places the organism in Eukaryota, Metazoa, Chordata, Mammalia, Artiodactyla, Bovidae. The transcript is spliced from 2 exons. Bases 166 to 891 code for a protein of 241 amino acids. The record is from RefSeq and is a predicted model, not a curated record.
CAGAAGACUUUUCCCCCUGCAUAUAGCGUAGGAGUAAUGCUGGUUAGAAACUGGCUGGUGUUUAAAGCUGAAGAUAGUCAUGACUAUUUAACCUAAGCUAUAUGCUGAAGGAAGAUUGUCUUGGAAAUACUAAAUUGGGGUAACCCAAAUCUGUUUCUGGGAACCAUGAAAAUUUUGUUGGUUUUUGACUUUGACAAUACAAUCAUAGAUGAUAAUAGUGACACCUGGAUUGUACAAUGUGCUCCAGAGAAAAAGAUUCCUCUUGAACUGCAAGAUUCUUACAAAAAGGGAUUUUGGACAGAAUUUAUGGGCAGAGUCUUUAAGUAUUUGGGAGAUGAAGGUGUAAGAGAAGAUGAAAUGAAGAGAGCAAUGAUAUCAAUGCCUUUCACUCCAGGGAUGGUGGAACUUUUAAACUUUAUAAGAAAGAACAAGAAUAAAUUUGACUGCAUCAUUAUUUCAGAUUCAAAUUCAGUCUUCAUAGAUUGGGUUUUAGAAGCUACCAAUUUUCAUGAUGUGUUUGAUAAAGUGUUUACAAAUCCAGCAGCAUUUGAUAGCAAUGGUCACCUCACUGUGGAAAAACAUCACACUCAUUCUUGCACUCAGUGCCCCCAAAACCUUUGCAAAAAUGUAGUUUUGGUAGAAUUUGUAGGUGAACAGUUACAACAAGGAGUGAAUUAUACACGAAUUGUUUAUAUAGGUGACGGAGGAAAUGAUGUCUGUCCAGUAACUUUUUUAAAGAAGAACGAUAUUGCUAUGCCACGGAAGGGAUAUGCUUUACAGAAAACUCUUUAUAGGAUGUGUCAAAACCUUGAGCCUAUGGAAUCUUCUGUUGUAUCUUGGUCUUCAGGUGUUGAAAUAAUUUCUUAUUUACAAUUUCUAAUAAAGGAAUAAUUUGCCAACAA